AUGAAACUUUUCGUUGUUCUCCUUCUACUUGCAGUUUUUGUGAGUCACUCCUCAUCCCAAAAUCUCUGCAUCAUGUGCAACCCGUUAAUCGCUAUUCCAACGGAUUGGUUGGGCUCUCAACUGGCUCUCAACGUGGCAUGCAGCGUGUUGUUUCCAGAAAUCAGUGCACCGUGUAUUGGGCUGUUCAACUCAAUCAAUCUGACGUCUUCAUAUCAAAACAUGUAUCCGUUCAUCGUUUCCAUGAGAGAAGAGUUGUGUAAAAAGUGUGCUGUUUGA
Molecule: messenger RNA, 276 nt
Organism: Caenorhabditis remanei
Lineage: Eukaryota; Metazoa; Nematoda; Chromadorea; Rhabditida; Rhabditidae
Exons: 2
Coding region: 1-276 (91 amino acids)
Source: RefSeq, a predicted model, not a curated record